Penicillium malachiteum is the source of this 396-nucleotide messenger RNA. RefSeq names its product GFA family protein. The coding region runs from base 1 to 396 and encodes 131 amino acids. Lineage: Eukaryota; Fungi; Ascomycota; Eurotiomycetes; Eurotiales; Aspergillaceae. The record is from RefSeq and is a predicted model, not a curated record. The transcript has a single exon. Gene Ontology annotation, molecular function: carbon-sulfur lyase activity.
AUGGCCUCUGGAAGCUGUGCUUGUCAUUAUAUCCGGUACACCAGCUCAACUCCUCCAUCAAAGCUGGUUAACUGCCACUGUACCACAUGUCGGAAGCAGUCUGGUGCUCCAUACCAAGCAUUUUGUCAUUUUCCGGUUGAGUCCAUCAAAUGGGAAGUCGAGCCAACCGUCUGGAGAUCGAGUGAAACUGCUUCCCGGACCUUUUGUCCUCGGUGCGGCUCAACCAUCAGUAUGAGUCUAGAUGCAUUCCCAGAUUUCAUAGGGAUCGUGGCUGGAACGAUCGACGAUGAUACGGUUGUACCACCGGCUUCGGCACACAUUUUCCUAGAAGACAAAGCAUCAUGGUACGAGCUUCCGGCAGAUGGAACAUCGAGGUGGCAGACUUGGGGCCAGUAG